Molecule: messenger RNA, 728 nt
Organism: Williopsis jadinii
Lineage: Eukaryota; Fungi; Ascomycota; Saccharomycetes; Phaffomycetales; Wickerhamomycetaceae
Gene: TPP1
Product: polynucleotide 3'-phosphatase
Exons: 1
Coding region: 20-721 (233 amino acids)
Biological process (GO): DNA repair
Molecular function (GO): ATP-dependent polydeoxyribonucleotide 5'-hydroxyl-kinase activity; double-stranded DNA binding; polynucleotide 3'-phosphatase activity
Source: RefSeq, a predicted model, not a curated record
AAUACAGUGACUCAGAGCUAUGAAACAGGAUGUACUCUCUAUGAUUACGAAGUCAAAGUCUGUGGCUCCCUUGAAGGUUAAUAGUAAAGUUGUGCCUCAAUUGAGCAAGGAUCUAACAACUUCACUAUCACAGACCCAUAGAAUAACAUUGGUGGAUGAAUACCUCAUAAAAAUACAUCCUUCAAAGAAACCGGCUGUGGAUAAAGCAGCUCAAAUCACUGCAUUUGACUUGGAUGGAACCCUUAUAGAUACCAAAUCUGGCUCAAAGUUCUCGAGAGGUCCAACGGAUUGGAAAUGGUUUAACGAUAAAGUCGUACCAAAGUUGUUGGAGUUGCAAACACCAAUUGUGAUAUUCACCAAUCAAGGAGCAGUUGUUGGGCAGAAAACAGCAAAGUCUUAUGUCAAUUUCACUUCGAAGAUCAAGCUGAUAUUACAAGAACUGGAGAAGAAAGGUUUGGAUAUGGGUAACUUGUGGAUAUUUGCAAGCCCAAAGAAGAGUGCCAAAUAUCAAGGUCCAAAUGCACACAUGUUUGAAGAGAUGAGGAAACCACGCACAGGAAUGUUCAAUCAACUCUUAAAAGAGCUGGAUUCGGUCGAUAGAAGUGUUAGUGUCUUUGUAGGUGAUGCUGCAGGGAGAAAAGGGGACUUUAGCGAUAGUGAUAAGCAAUUUGCUGAAAACUGUGGUUUACAAUUCCAAACUCCAGAGGAGUUCUUUACAUAAUAGCUAG